This is a messenger RNA of Pipistrellus nathusii (Nathusius's pipistrelle), 852 nucleotides long. NCBI's taxonomy places the organism in Eukaryota, Metazoa, Chordata, Mammalia, Chiroptera, Vespertilionidae. The record is from the annotation of a GenBank genome assembly.
AUGAACUGGACAGGCUUGUACACCGUGCUCAGUGGCGUGAACCGGCAUUCUACUGCCAUUGGCCGAGUAUGGCUCUCAGUCAUCUUCAUCUUCAGAAUCAUGGUGCUGGUGGUGGCUGCCGAGAGUGUGUGGGGUGACGAGAAGUCUUCCUUCAUCUGCAACACCCUUCAGCCUGGCUGCAACAGUGUCUGCUAUGACCAUUUUUUCCCCAUUUCCCAUGUGCGUCUGUGGUCUCUGCAACUCAUCUUGGUUUCCACCCCAGCUCUCCUCGUGGCCAUGCAUGUGGCUCACCAGCAACACAUAGAAAAGAAAAUGCUGCGACUUGAAGGCCAUGGGGACCCCUUACAUCUGGAGGAGGUGAAGAGGCACAAGGUCCACAUCUCAGGGACAUUGUGGUGGACCUAUGUCAUCAGCGUGGUCUUUCGGCUGCUGUUCGAGGCUGUCUUCAUGUACGUCUUUUAUUUGCUCUACCCUGGCUAUGCCAUGGUGCGGCUUGUCAAGUGUGAGGCCUACCCCUGCCCCAACACAGUGGACUGCUUUGUGUCCCGCCCCACGGAGAAAACAGUCUUCACGGUCUUCAUGCUGGUUGCCUCCGGCAUCUGCAUCAUCCUCAAUGUGGCCGAAGUGGUGUACCUCAUCAUCCGGGCCUGUGCCCGCCGGGCCCGACGCCACUCCAAUCCGCCCUCCCGCAAGGGCUCAGGCUUUGGCCACCGCCUCUCACCUGAAUACAAGCAGAAUGAGAUCAACAAGCUGCUGAGUGAGCAGGAUGGCUCCCUGAAAGACAUACUGCGACGCAGCCCUGGCACUGGGGCCGGGCUGGCUGAGAAGAGUGACCGCUGCUCCGCCUGCUGA